Molecule: messenger RNA, 1302 nt
Organism: Toxorhynchites rutilus septentrionalis
Lineage: Eukaryota; Metazoa; Arthropoda; Insecta; Diptera; Culicidae
Exons: 1
Coding region: 1-1302 (433 amino acids)
Biological process (GO): DNA integration
Molecular function (GO): nucleic acid binding
Source: RefSeq, a predicted model, not a curated record
AUGAGUCCAUUCUUAGACCCAGAGAAAAUACUCAGAGUGGGAGGUCGAUUGAAUCUGUCCCAGCUUCCCUACCAAACCAAACAUCCUGCCUUGCUACCAAAUCCUCAUCCUUUUACACGAGCAAUUGCAGAGUACUUCCACCAAAAACUACUUCAUGGCGGCGGGCGUUUACUGCUGACCGCCAUACGUGAAGAAUUCUGGCCACUACAGGGUCGCAGAUUAGUUCGAAAUAUUGUGCGAAACUGUUUUCGUUGCACUCGCCUCAACCUCGUACCUGUCCAGCAGCAAAUUGGACAGCUGCCUACUUCGAGAGUCACUCCGAGUCGUCCAUUCAGCAUAACUGGCGUCGACUAUGCAGGGCCCGUAUAUUUGAAGCCGAUACAUAAACGUGCAGCUCCGACUAAAGCAUAUAUUUGCAUAUUUGUGUGUUUCGCUACGAAGGCAGUCCACAUCGAGCUCGCCAGCGAUUUAUCAACCCAGGCCUUUCUAUGCGCUCUCCGUCGCUUCAUAUCUCGUCGUGGUCGUCCACUACACAUACACUCGGACAACGGGAAGAAUUUCGAGGGAGCUAAAAACGAAUUAUCCGAACUAUUCGAAAUGCUAAAUGACAGCUGCGAAAUAUCAUCUGCCUGCACAGAAGAAGGCAUCACAUGGCAUUUAAUACCGCCUAAAGCACCACACUUCGGUGGUCUCUGGGAGGCCGCGGUCAAGGUGGCGAAAAGACAUCUCUAUCGUCAGUUAGGAUGCUCCAAGCUGUCUUUCGAGGACAUGUGUACCAUUUUGACUCAAGUCGAAGCAUCUAUGAAUACACGACCGCUACUACCGAUGACAGAUGACCCAAACGAUUUAGCAGCUUUAACUCCGGUGCACUUCCUCAUAGGCACUACAAUAACCGCCCUGCCCGACCCAGAUCUCCGUCAUCUUCCAGCUAACCGGCUUGAUCACUUCCAAGAACUUCAGAUGCAUGUGCAAAGGUUUUGGCGUCACUGGCGUUCAGAGUAUCUUCAGGAGCUCCAAAAGGACACUAAAGGCUCAGUACGGAACGAUGGAAUUUCGAUCGGCAGAAUGGUCAUCAUAGUGGAUGAAUUGCAGCCGCCUACACGAUGGUCCUUGGCACGUAUUGUGGACGUUCAUCCUGGGAAGGACUAUAUCAUCAGAGUCGUCUCUCUUCGCACGGCUCGCGGAGUUAUCACUCGACCCACUUCCAAGAUCUGCUUUCUACCAGAUUCAUCAGUAGAUCUGGAUCAGGACGGACGCAUAGGCUUACCAGUCAACCGGAAUGCCUCUAAUUUAGAUAGAUAA